This is a messenger RNA of Chlamydomonas reinhardtii, 953 nucleotides long. RefSeq lists its product as uncharacterized. Bases 98 to 832 code for a protein of 244 amino acids. The record is from RefSeq and is a predicted model, not a curated record. The transcript has 4 exons. Lineage: Eukaryota; Viridiplantae; Chlorophyta; Chlorophyceae; Chlamydomonadales; Chlamydomonadaceae.
UUGCGCAGCGACCCGUCAAUCCCGCAUUCCCGCGAGGCGACCUUACCCAACCGACGGCCCGUCGACCGUCUUUACUUGACGAGGCUUUUAGGUCCGGAUGCCCCCGCGCUGCCGCCUAGGGACGGGGGAGGUGUUGGCUGCCCAGAGCAUCGCCCAGCGCGGUGUGAUGCUGGUGGCGACCACCCACGGCCCCAGCCUCAAGGCGCUGCUUCGCAACCACACCCUCAACCCGCUGCUGGGCGGCAUCGAGAUGCGUAAAGGGCCGACGCACGUGGUCACUAUCGGAGAUGUUGCGGCGCGCGAGAGCAACAGCGGCAGUAAGACGCGGCUGGAGCGCAAGGACAUGCCCACCUUCGCGGCGAUGGUGGAGGUCAAGCCGGGAGGCAGGCUGCUGGUCCACCCCGACACGGCCGAGAGUGUGGACCUGCUACUGCCCACCCUGACCGCCUCCACCACCGGUGGCAUCGGCAGUAGCAGCAGCAGCAGGCUGCUGCGGGCCGCCGGCGGCGCCAUAGACCAGGGGCCUCCGCUGGCGCCCACACGCGCGCUGUCCUCCGCGGACGCUGCGGCAGCCGCCGGGCGGCCUGAGGCAGUGCGCGCCGCGCACCUGGCCGGCCUCGCAGCAGCUGAUGCGGGUGCUGGCGGCCGUGGCGGGCCCAGCGGCGCUGAUGGUGGAGCGGGCAGCGGCAGUAGCAGCAGUAGCAGCGAGCUGCUGGCCAGCCUUGUUGCGGCUGCCAAGGCAGGUCCCCACACGCAGGGAACGGCGGCAGGCUGUUCACCACAAUGCCGCAACAACUUUGGACGGCUUGCUUGGCGAGCGCGGCUGGGUUAGCGCGCGGUCAUUGGCAUGGAUCGAUGGCGCUGUCGGGAGAAUCAUGAUGCACUCUUGCGUGCUGCGAGCGAGGAGGCGUGGAGCGGCCUAGAAGGCCGCCAACAGUAGCCGCAACGGAGUA